Messenger RNA from Podarcis muralis (Common wall lizard), 1314 nucleotides. The record is from RefSeq and is a predicted model, not a curated record. Lineage: Eukaryota; Metazoa; Chordata; Lepidosauria; Squamata; Lacertidae.
UCCUUCCCUCCAUAACUGGGAAGAAUCUACCAAUAUUUCUUGCUGCCAUUCUGCUGUUCACAUCUGACCUGGGGCAAUUGUCCAUGCUUAGGCAGGGUCACCCAGGCUAAGAUGCAGAGUGCUACAGUGUGCUAAACGCUAGACAAAAGCACUUUGCUGGGCGUGAUUUAUUGUAGCAACAGGCCUUGGCAACAGCUUAAGUCCAUAGUGAUGGUUUCUGUGAAAAACAGGAGGCUGAGCUCCUUGUUCUGCUUCCAAAGAAGAGCUUGUCACAACAUGGGUUGCAGCACUUCCAGCAGGGCAACUGUCAAGGAACCAUCAUCCAAUAAUCCACAUCAGAGCAGAGAAGUCAAAAAGCAGGCUGAAAAUGAUCCACUUACUGGAACAGUUAACACUGUCUCCCAAGGUGGGUCAGUUGCUGAAGAUUAUUCCAGUGAAGGAAGGCUGCCAGACAGCGGUACAGGAAAGCUACCACCAGCUAAUGAACAAAAUACAGACAUACACAGAGGUGGACUUUCCAAGAAACCAGUGAGCUUAACAGAAAGAGAAAGACAGACAUCAUCAGACAUACUGGAGGAGCUUCGGAUGCAAGGAAUAAUCAAGACCUCAAGUGCAAACUCUAAUAACAGAGCAGGAGAUGAUGCCACAACAAGAGAAGAGCAACUGAAAAAGGAAUUGCUGACUGGCAGACCAUCACCACUAACAUCCCAUGAAAGCAGAACUACAGGGAGUGACAUAGACUGUUCAGCUUCUGAAGCUGAAAAAACUUCUAAUACUUUUCAGUUGCUUUCCUUAAAUCUGGGUUCAGGAAGCUGGAUAGAGAAAGAAGACUGGGAUGAUAAUGUAAAUGGCAAUUUUGAAGGUUUCACUAUGGUGGAGUCAGAUGUCACUUAUAAUAUGGUAAAUGAAGCAUUUUAAUCAGUACAAUUUCUUUCAAACAUAUUUGAGCUAUGGAAGUUAAAUCUCUAGGUUUUCACCUGCAUUAAAAUAAACGUACUAAAAACCAAACGAAAACAUUUGAUUAUGGUUUAAUUUGAUAGGAUAUUUUCAAUUUCCUUCCCCACAGACAAAUAAGAAUAUGAUGUAACUCAUUCUAGCAGGAUUGUUUAUUAUUUUCAAAUACGAAGAAAUUGAUACAGUUUGUAAGUGAAUAAAUAUUCAGAGUUAAUGAAGCAGAAUAACAAACUUGAAAUAGACCUUUAAAAUGGUCUCAUUGUUGACUGUUUCCACUUUAGAGCAAAAGAAAACUUUGCCAUCCUAAUCACUGAGGUAUUGAUAAAAGGAGGGAUAAACAGUGCAAUCCUACGUAUGUCC